Messenger RNA from Engraulis encrasicolus (European anchovy), 2729 nucleotides. RefSeq names its product synapse associated protein 1 (gene syap1). Gene Ontology annotation, cellular component: Golgi apparatus; nucleus; synapse. The transcript has 9 exons. The record is from RefSeq and is a predicted model, not a curated record. Lineage: Eukaryota; Metazoa; Chordata; Actinopteri; Clupeiformes; Engraulidae. Gene Ontology annotation, biological process: regulation of short-term neuronal synaptic plasticity; TORC2 signaling. Bases 131 to 1219 code for a protein of 362 amino acids.
UCUUCUGAUGACGUUCAAUGUUUGGCUGCCUCAAAGCUGAUCAUGGCGUAACGCGAUGUGUGUUUGCUGUAUGUUUUGAUGGACAUAAUCACAUUUUCCUUUGUUUAAAAAAAACUCCCAAAGCCUCAAGAUGUUCAAAGGUUGGGGUACUUGGCUAGGCCUUGAUGGCCCGAAAUCAACAAACGAAGAAGUUGAUCAGUCCACCGAUGUUGUCGAAAAAGAGGAGGAAACUUCACCUGAUGUGCAGGACUCAGAAGAUAUGAAGCAAAAAUUAAUUACAGAUCAGAAUGAAGAAAACGGCGACCAACAGAUGCAACUAACAAAGGGAUUUAGUGGUUAUAUUCUCAACUUCGCCAGCAGUGCUACUAAGAAGAUCACCGAAUCUGUAAGCGAGACAGCACAGACGAUCAAGAAAAGUGUGGAGGAAGGGAAAAUUGAUGGCAUCAUCGAUAAGACCAUUCUGGGAGAUUUUCAGAAGGAGCAACAGAAGUUUGUCCAAGAGAAGAAUGCAAGAAGAACUGACGUCGCUGUGCCGCCAUGGGUUGGAUACAACGAGGAAGAGACCAUCCAGCAGCAAAUCUUGGCCUUAUCAGCGGACAAAAGGAACUUUCUACGUGAUCCACCUGCCGGCGUUCAGUUUCAUUUCGACUUCGAUCAGAUGUUCCCGAUUGCCCUGGUGAUGUUGCAGGAGGAUGAGCUGCUCAAUCGCAUGCGCUUUGACCUGGUGCCCAAACAUGUGAAGGAGGAUGUGUUCUGGAGGAAUUACUUCUACCGCGUGUCGCUGAUCAAGCAGUCUGCACAGCUCACUGCCCUGGCAGCUCAGCAGCAGGCUGCAGAGAAGCGAGAAGAGGAGAAGAGUGAGACCAGCUCCACAGGAGACAUCCCAGAGACCAUCCGACCGAAGACCCCUCCCACUGCCAUCAACGCUAAGCCAAAGGCAAAUGAGGACGAAGAGGAGAUCUCCACCAGCCCCGGCGUGUCUGAGUUUGUGAGCGACGCCUUUGACUCGUGCAGCAUCGACCAGGAGGAAAUGAGGAAGGAGAUGGAGCACCUGGCGCUGGACAAGAAGGACGGUGCCUCCCCCCAAGACGAGGAGACAGCUGAUUGGGAGAGAGAGCUACAGCAGGAGCUGCAGGAGUACGAGGUGGUAGCCGACACUGAGAAUCGGGACGAUAACUGGGACAAAGAGAUUGAGGAGAUGCUGCAGGCGGACGACUAGAGACAGCGGCCCUCUCUCUCAUCCUCUCAUCACACGAGAGGAGAGAGGGUGAGAAAGAAGGAGACAGUGGUAGAGAGAAAGAGAGACAGAUCACCAUCAUGAAGGACCACAUGGAUCAGCAAGUUUCCAAAACUGCAUAAUAAAAAAAAAAAUCUUCUGGAAGACCGGUUUCUCUGACAUCACUCUCUCACUUCCCCCUGUUGGAAGCCUCUGGUUGAAGGUAACUCGGAUGAAUCAGUCAUUAACCUCUUGCGAGCUAAACAUUUGAAGGGAGGUCUGUAAAGACUGUUCUGUGUUAUCAUGGCAGAGCAGUUAUGACAUGAAAUGAACGCCCCCACUCCCCACGCCCCCUCUGACGGUGUAUGUGACAUGUUUUCGAGAUGGAGAUUGUUGUCUUGCAGUGCCAAACUGCAUUGUGUUAACUGACUAUAGUGGGCAACUGUCAGAGGUUUUGAAAUUCUUUUCGUUUUGUUUCAUUCAUCUCUCUGGGAAGAGUAAGAAAAAAAUAACUUGUAGAGCAUUUUUAUAUGAUUAUUAUUAUUGUUAUUAUUAUUUCCAGGCCCUGUCUUAUUCCUUCUUGUGCAAUCUACAGGGAUAUCUAUUCUUGAAACAUUUAUUGUUAGUGUAAAGUUAAGAACUCUUAACUCCAGUCUAUUAGCCUUUUUUCACAAUUAUGUCAAACAAGUUCCUGUUUUGAGACAAAGCAGGGAAAAGGACUACCGAUUUCCAUAGAAAACAGUGGGGUGUUAGUCUCUGUCUAUGGCAUCGGAUGCUUCUUGUCCUUUGGCCAUUGCAUUGAAUGGAAGGUGUCUGACAUUAUGAAAAGGGCUAAUUGGUAAACCUCCCGUGUUUUCGAGGUUUCCACGCCCAUUCAGCGCAGCGCCACCGUUAACACUUAACUUGUCGGCCAACACGGAUUUACAUAUUGGUGUGAUGUAACAUAUUUUUCCUCAGGCAGUAAUGUUGACGGGAACUGUCACCCUUGACGUACAAUUUACAUUACUUACUAAGCACACAAAAAUGAUGUUAACGGUUUUGUUUUCCCAUCAACCAUGGAACCUGUUGCUGUCCUUCAGACUGUCACACAUACAUUUUACAUGAUUUUAUAUCAUUUGCUAAUGGCAUAGACGUAUGUCAUAUUUAGGGAGCAGCACCUUCCAAUCUGAUCGGUGGAGUGUGAUGUGUUUUUAUUUUUGUGCUUUUAUGCACUCAUCCGUCUUUUAAAGGUUAAUAUGCACCAUAUUUUGCUUCACUGGGGGAAAGUUUGUAAAUGGAUUGUUUUUUGUAAACAUUGAACUAGUAAACGACACCAAAUGAGCUGAAUUAGAGAGAAUAUUAGUACAUUUCCCAUUAAUGACAUGAUUAUACUAUUGAGUCCAUUAUUAAUCACUUUGACCUAUGUGAUGCACCCUCUUGUUUUGUUUUGUUUUUGUUUUCUAAGCCGAAGCUUGUCCUUCUUUACAGUGCUGUCGACAUUUUCUGCUUAUCAAAAUAAAAACUUUGCCUUUCA